Molecule: messenger RNA, 9150 nt
Organism: Monopterus albus (swamp eel)
Lineage: Eukaryota; Metazoa; Chordata; Actinopteri; Synbranchiformes; Synbranchidae
Gene: cul9
Product: cullin 9
Exons: 46
Coding region: 63-7916 (2617 amino acids)
Molecular function (GO): zinc ion binding
Source: RefSeq, a predicted model, not a curated record
AGACGAUACGCUGCAGACGUAGAAGAAGCCGCCUGUGAUGUCGUUCCUGUCACAGUGCGCAAAUGCGCAUCCAACGGCACGGGCCUCCGGUGGCUAAUGAAAAGACAAGUAGCAGACUGGAAAACGAGACGUUUGAGCGGAAGAGAAAACAGCGCCUUAGGAGGAAGACAGAAACCAAAGGGAAGGUCUGGGACACGGCAGCAGCCAUGGUGGGUGAACGCCGCAAUGGGAACCUGCUGGUCCAACUUGGCCCGAGGCUUCAGGCUUAUCCUGAGGAGCUGAUCCGUCAGCGCCGCACCCAUGAUGGCCAGACAGAGUACCUAAUUCGCUGGUGCCUUGUCGCCUUCGAUGAUGGCUCCAGCUUCGGGGGCGGGGCCAGCGAGGUGGGUGGUACCAGCAGCGGGAGCUCUGGGGUGGGGGUGUCCAGCAGCUCCACGACAGGUGAAACCAAACCAGAAAACAUCCUCAUGUGGAUGUCUACAGAGGAUGUGUAUGCCAACUGCCCCACACUGCUGGGCAAAAGGAAAACAGACACACAGCGCCCCCUGCAGGCGCAGGAGAAGCUGCAGGGUGGCGAGAGGGUUGACGGAGACCAGAGGAGUGGCGGCGAGUUCCCAGCAGAUGUCACCUUUGAUGAGGUGGAGCUGUCAGACAUGAAAGAGGACGUGAAGAACCUGGUGCGGCGAGCCCGGAAGCAGAUGGCCAAGAAGAGUGACUUUUCUAUCAGCAUCACGCACACCAUCCAUGUGCUCAGUGCCUAUGCCAGCAUUGGGUCGCUGGUGGGCGUCUUCAAGGAGACAGGUGCUCUCAACCUGCUGAUGGAGCUACUGUGCAACAAGGAGACGCAAACAAGACGUAGUGCCGGGAAGAUGUUGCGAGCGCUGGCUUCACACGACGCAGGAAGUCGGGCCUACGUGCUGCUGUCUCUCAGUCAGCAGGAUGGCAUUGAGCAGCACAUGGACUUCGACAACCGCUACACUCUGCUGGAGCUGUUUGCUGAGACCACGUCCUCAGAGGAGCAUGGCAUCUCCUUUGAGGGGAUUCACCUGCCACAGAUUCCUGGGAAGCUGCUGUUCUCUCUGGUGAAGCGUUAUCUGUGCGUCACGUCUUUAAUGGACAACCUCAACUCCAGCCCCUCUCCAGCCACCUCCUCCAGCUCCACCCACCAGACAGAGCACCUCCGGGUCCAGCGGGAGUUUGACUUCACCAUGGCCAUGGCCAACCUGAUCUCUGAGCUGGUGCGAGUGAUGGGCUGGGACCGGAACCACCAGCCCCCCAAUGGCUUUGCCCACCGCCCCAGAGGAGGGGGGGCCUCUGAGGAGCAGGGGGAAGAGGCACCCCGUCCCGUCCUCAGAUCCAUCUUCCAGCCUCGAUUCUGUGCCUCCCCUGUCACUCUCACUGCCACUUCAGCUGUUGCAGCGCCCACCACCACACCGCCUAAGAAGAAGACAGGAAAUGGAUUCAAAACACGCUCUGACUUUGCCAGCCGCUCGGCCUACGUCGAGUAUGUUCAGGACAACCUGAAGAGUGGCAUGAUGGUCCGCAUGCUGGAGGACUAUGAGGAGGUGAGUGCCGGGGACGAAGGAGAGUUUCGCUACAGCAACGAUGGCUCGCCACCUGUUCAGGUGUACUGGAACUCCCUGUCCAGGACAUACUGGGUCCACUGGCACAUGGUGGAGAUCCUGGGCAGCAGCAGCAGCAGUCAGUCUGAGAAAGAGACGCAGGAGAAAGCGUCGUCCCUGACAGAGGCACUCAAACUCUCUGCUGUGAGUCAGACAUUCUUCCUGAAGCCUCCUGGGGGUCUGUACUCUCUGCCGUACCUGUCGGAGGGUCUGCAGAUGGAGCCAAUUUCUCUUAGCAGAGCUGAGUGGUGGGAGAUCCUCUUCUUCAUCAAGAAACUGGAGCCAAAACAGCAGCAGGAGGUCAAUAGCAUCCUCCUGCAGAGCCUUGAUGACCAGGACGGAGAGCUGGAUGACUCGGCCCUGAUUGGCCUCUCUGUCCCUGGAGACACGGCCAAGAAGCUGCUCCACUAUCUGAAGCAGAAGCUGCCGUCUUCAUGCCUGAGUGACCUGCUCUGCUCCCAUGCCUUCUCCAAACACUACCUGAGGAGAGGGGGAGGAUGCCUAGAGGAUGAAGAGCUGCUGGCUGAAAGCUCUGUGGGCUCAUCGGGUCUGGCAGGAGGAGGACAGAGUGCUUUGUCUUCAACAGCCUCAGCCUCUUCUUCCUCAGCAAUGGCCUCCGUCUCUAAGAAAGCCAAGAAGGAGAUUCUUGCGGAGUCCGACCGCAGCAGCUCCGAGACGGAGAGCGAGCUGCCCACAGAGGACGAUAGCAAAUACCCCGACGACCUGGAGGACAAGAUGACAGUGUUCAACAACCCGCGGGUCCAGGGGAAGAAGACAGUGUUGGAGAAGCUGGGGGAGGUGGUGGACAUUAUGAAAAAGGUGGGGUCAGGUUCGGACCAAGUCCAGCAGCUGGCUGCCGUCCUCUUCAUCACCAGGUUGCUGGAGGAGAAGGGAGUGCAGGAGAAAAACUCCAUGAGGAGUGACUCUGCCCAGACCAUGCGGGACAAAGUGCUGAAGCUGCUGGUGGAGCUGCUGGGCUCUUCGUCUAAAGAUGUGGUGGUCUGCACACUGAGACUCACCCUCCUGCUCAUGCAGAAAUAUGAGUGGAGGGUUUCCUUCGCCACCGAGGGCGGAGUCAAAGCCAUCCUGUCCUGCAUGCAGGAGUUCUCCUCCGUUGUUCAUGUCCAGCAGCUGGCGCUUGUGACUCUGAAGGUGAUCACGGGAGCCAGUAAACACGACCCCCGCAGCGUCGGCAGCAGCCUUCCUCUGGCCGGGGCCGGCACUCCGAUGAUUGAUCUUCUGUGCAGCUGCACACUGUCGGUGCGUAACGGCCUGGCGGUCAUCAUCAUGCUUAUCUCCAACCACAAGAGCCUGGCAGAGCAGCUGGUGGCCUGCGACGUCACCGCUAUCCUCAAAAAGUGUUUGACGCUGUCCAGAACUGAGACCAUGCUGGCCAUCGUUGCCCUCAACCAUAUCUCCAUGGUGCACAAGCUGGAGAGCAAAGAGUGUCGUGAGCAGCUGGACUUUAGGGACACAGAGUUACAGAUGUUGGUAGUGAGUCUGAAGGAGCUGACGGCCACUAAGGAGGUGAUCCAGACUCUGGAGCAGCUGCUGUGUGAUGACGCCUCACAACUGGAGGAGGAACGCAGUCAGGUGACUCACAGUCGUGACACGUACCAGGAUCUGGUCCGUCUGAUGGAGCAGCACCGAGCAGACCGGGCCGUCCAGCUCUCCAUCCUGAGGAUCCUGAACAAGUUCCUGGAUAACUACCAGGAGGAUGUGCUGCCAUGGCACGAGAGCAUCGAGCCCUGCCUGUCCUCCAUGACAGCUUUCAUCAACGACAGAGAGGUGGUCCAGCUGUUCAUCCGCUUUCUGUACCGCUUGGCAUCCCUGAACAAAGAUUAUGCGGUGGUGAUGUGUCGUCUGGGGACCAAAGAGGCUCUGGUAAAAGCGUUGGACAAACACAGCACCAACCUCCUGCUGGUCACUGAGCUCCGAGACCUCAUAACCGACUGUGAGAAAUACGCCAGCCUCUACAAGAAGAUGACCACCAGUGUGCUGGCAGGGUGCAUCCAGAUGGUGUUGGGUCAGAUCGAGGAGCAUCGCCGCAGCCAUCAACCAAUCAACAUCCCCUUUUUUGAUGUGUUCCUCAGGAAUCUCUGCCAGGGUUCCAGUGUGGAGCUGAAGGAGGACAAGUGCUGGGAGAAGGUGGAGGUUUCGUCCAAUCACCAUCGAGCAAACAAACUGACAGACAAGAACCCCAAAACCUACUGGGAGUCCAACGGCUGCACGGGCUCGCACUUCAUCAACAUCUACAUGCACAAAGGCGUGGUGAUCAGACAACUGGCCAUCCUGGUGGCCAGCGAGGACUCAAGCUACAUGCCAGCCCGGAUCCUGGUUCUGGGGGGAGACGACCCCACCAACAUCAACACUGAGCUCAACACGGUGAACGUGACGCCAUCGGCCAGUCGUGUGGUUCUGCUGGAGAACAUGACCAGGUUUUGGUCCAUCAUCCAGAUCAGGAUCAAGAGAUGCCAGCAAGGUGGUAUUGACACUCGGGUCCAUGGGUUCGAGGUUCUGGGUCCGAAGCCGACCUUCUGGCCGGUGUUUAAGGAGCAGCUGUGCUGUCGGACCUACCUGUUCUAUAGCACCAAGGCCCACACCUGGUGUCAGGAGGUGAUGGAGGACAGGACGCAGCUGCUGCAGCUCUUCAACAAGCUGAACAGCGCUCUGAGACACGAGCAGAUGUUUGCAGAUCGUUUCCUUCCGGACGCCGAGGCAGCUGAAGCUCUUGGUCGAACCUGCUGGGAGGCUCUGAUCACUCCCAUUGUCCACAGCAUCACACUGUCUGAAUCCUCAGUGGCCAGUCCUCUGUCUUGGCUGCUCAGUGAGUAUCUGGAUAACAGCGAGUUGGCCCGCCGUUGUAAGAGCCGGGCGGCUAUCUUCAACUCCAGAGUGAGACAUCUCACACACCUCCUGGUCCACGUGGACACAAGCCGGCCGGAUAGCGAGGAGUUGAAACCACCUGUCAAAUCAAAAGGUCUCAACAGGAGCAAAGAGCCAAGGAAUGGUAAAGAGGGCAAAAACAGAGACACCGCUGCAGCCUCUUCCUCCUCCUCCUCUUCCUCAGCCAAGCCCAAAGUGAAGAGCAGCAGCAGCAUAGCAGGCAUUGCCCUCUGUUGGCAGGGAGUGGUACAGCGCCAGGUGAAAAAGUUUCUGGACUCGAGUUGCAGUCUGCCGGACUUCGUGGAGCGUUACCGGGCUCUGUACCUGCAGCUGAAGAAGGCCAUGGAGGAGCUAUUCGGACAGCAGACCGCCUUUGUCCUCGCCCUUCGACACGGCUUCUCUGCUGCACUGCUGCAGCUGUCCAUCCUCAGGGCCAUGCAUGUGAGUGAGCGUUUUGCUCAGUACAUCGAUCAGAUGAUCCAGGCCAGCGGAACGGCGUCCGGCAGUGUGGAGACUCUGGAGCGACUGCAGCAGUUUCUGGAGCCGAUGCUCUUUCUGUCGGGCCUGGAGCUUGCCAACACUUUUGAACACUUUUACAGGUACUACCUGGGCGACCGGCUGCUGGCUCAGGGGAACGUGUGGCUGGAGAGCGCUGUGAUCGAUCAGAUUGGCAGCUGCUUCCCAAGUCGCUUUCCUCAGCAGAUGUUGAAGAACCUGAGCGAGUCGGCUGAGCUGCAGCAGGAGUUCCACCUGUACCGCCUGCAGCAGCUGGACCGACGCCUGCAGGAGAAUGACCAGAUGAUGGAGGAGGAGUGGGCAGAGUCAGAGGAGGAGGCGGAGGUCCAGGUCCUGGUUCUCUCUCCACGCUGCUGGGCUGUCUCCUCGUUCUGCUUUCUGGACGAACCGCCAAAACAUUUUGCAGCCGAACCCUGCUCCUACCUGAACCAGUUCACCCAGUUCUACAUCCACAGUCAGUCCAUGUAUGGUCUGAGUCACUCGAAGCCUCGGCGGCUGCAAUGGACAUGGCUCGGUCACGCUGAGCUGCAGUUUGGCUGCUGGACACUGCAUGUCUCCACACUGCAGAUGUUCAUCCUGCUGCAGUUCAAUAGUCACGAGGAGGUACGAGUUGAGGCUUUGCUACAGGUGACCGGUCUGUCUCCUGCUGUCCUGCUGCAUGCUCUGAUGCCGCUCAUCACCGAGAGAGGACCGCUGAUCUGCAGCCAGCCGAACAAGCCUAGCGAGGGUGUGCUGCAAUUAAACCAGCAGGUGGCGUCUCACAGUCUGGAUGGCGAACCAUUGUCAGUGCAGCUGCUGCCCAGACAGACUUACCUGAACGUGGACGAGGACGUGGCCGGCACAUUGGAAAGGAAGAGGAACUACGUCUACUGUCUGAUUGUCCAUAUCAUGAAGCAGGAGAAGGAGAUGCACAUCGACAACCUGGUCUUCAAGGUUCUGGACUCGUGUCAGAAACAGGAAGCGUCUCGGUCCCCGGGAACCGGCCGUUUCAGCUGCAGUAACAGUGACGUGCUCUCCUGCAUCAUGCACGUCAUCAGCAAAGGCUGCAUCCGCCGCAACGAAGACAAUCCACACAUUGUAGAGUUUGUCCCCGAGGACCCGUCCACACCACAGAAAGGCCAGGCCCAGUUCUCCUUCAGCCGGACCGAGAUCAGGAAGGAUGCCGUUGCCGGUGCCACCAAGAGCCGGGCCGACAUUAGUCUGGCGCCGGCCCCACGGCUGUUUGAGGACGCCAUCCUGGAUGGAGUUGUGUUCUCGAUGGGUCGGACGAUGACACAGGAGGAAGUUCGUCAGCUAAUGCAGAGGACCGUCCAGCAGGUUUCAGGGACUCUGAGUCUGGACCUGGACUGGGCUGAGCACCUGCUGGUUCACUGCAAGUGGAAUGUGGACCUGCUAGUGCAGCGCUACGCCGAUGACCCCGACGCCCUCAUCAUGGCCGCUGGGCUAAAGUGCCGAAACCCUCAGCCUCCACCGAGCCCCACCUCCACCUGCCCGGUUUGUCUGGGACCCCGGACCGCCUCCUCAGAGCCGGUCCCAUCACUCAGCUGUAUGCACUACUGCUGCAGGUCAUGUUGGCAGGACUACCUGACAGUGAGGAUCGAGCAGAACCUGAUCAUGAACUGCCAUUGUCCGAUCACAGACUGCCCAGCUCAGCCCACCUCCCAGUUCUUUCUCAACAUCCUCACUGACAAGGACACCAUCGGCAAGUAUGAGAGCGCCUUGCUCCGCGGCUACGUGGAGUGCUGCUCCAACCUGACGUGGUGCACCAACCCUCAGGGCUGCGAUCAGAUCCUCUGCAAGGAGAACAUGGGCAGCAUAGGAACCUGCUCCAAGUGCUGCUGGUCAUCCUGCUUCAGCUGCAACUUCCCUGAGGCACACUACCCAGCCAGCUGCAGCCACAUGUCCCAGUGGAUGGAUGACGGGGGCUAUUAUGAAGGGAUGAGCAUGGAGGCCCAGAGCAAACAUCUCGCCAAGCUGAUCUCCAAACGCUGCCCGAGCUGUCAGGCUCAGAUCGAGAAGAACGAAGGCUGCCUGCAUAUGACCUGUGCCAAGUGUAACCACGGUUUCUGCUGGCGAUGUCUGAAACCCUGGAAGCCAACACACAAAGAUUACUACAACUGCUCCGCCAUGGUGAGUAAAGCAGCACGCCAGGAGAAGAAGUUCCAGGAUUAUAAUGAGAGAUGCACCUUCCACCAUCAGGCCAAGGACUUUGCCAUUAACCUGGAAAACAAGGUGUCAUCCAUUAAUGAAGCUCUGCAGAUGAAGUCGCUGACGUUCGUCAUCGACGCUUGUAAAGUCCUUGCUCAGGCUCGAAAGGUGCUGGCCUACUCCUGCGUCUACAGCUACUACAACCAGGAGACAGAGAAGAUGGAUGUGAUGGAGCAGCAGGCGGAGGAUCUCGACCUGCACACCAACGCCCUGCAGAUCCUGCUGGAGGAGACUCUGCUCCAGUGCACCGACCUGGCCUCCUGUGUCCGUCUGCUGAAACCAGAACACCUGAACACUGGGCUGGAACUGAUCCGACGCAUCCAGGAUCGCCUUCUGGUCAUCCUGCAGCACUCCACCCAGGACUUCAGGGUGGGCUACCAGUCCAAGAGCAGCCAGGAGCCAGAGUCGACUCAGGCGUCCAACCUGUCCAACCACACUGACGCCAACAAAGUGUCCAAGUCAGACCGAGCGUCCCUGUCCAGAGACUCGGACAACAACAACUACACAGGUGAGGAGGGCGGCGAGGAGGCGGAGGACGAGGACGACGAGGACGACGAGUACGACGAGGAGUACGUCCCUGAGUGGCAUGAGGACUAUGAUGAGGACGACAUCGACGAGGAUGACUUCUUCUCCGAUGAUGAUGAGUCUGAGAACCUGGAGAGGGACUUCAACCCCUUUGACUGAGUGGGGUGCGAAAAUAAAAACCUCCAGCACUGAGGGAAGAGAGAGGACGAGUCUAACCCCGACAUGCUCGUUCCCCACCCCUGAUGCUACUGCAGAUCAUCUGGAAGGGUGAGAGACGAUCAGAAGGGAUGUCCUCCUUCACCGCAACACCCCCACCCCAAACACGGCUGCACUUGCUUGUCCACUUUCUGCAUUUUACCUUCUGUGUUGUUUUGAGUCAGAAUAGGGAAGACGAGGCUCAAGAAAACAAGUUCUGGGUUUAAUUGUUAAAUUCUGAGUCUGUUUUGACUUUUCACUCACUUGUCUGAACUGGUUUACUACCAGUUUCAGAAGUCUAAAACCACUUUAAUCCCACUUUGAUUUUGUUUCUUCUUGAAUUUGACUGAGUUUCAGAAUUCAGACUUAAAAUUGAAACUGAGAUUUCACGAUUGUAACUUUGAGCUCAGAACAGUUUCCUCUCGUUGUGGACGGACGUCUCUUCCGCACUGACCCGCCUGAGCUCUGGCCUGGUUCUGGAUCCGGUGGUUUCGGUGUCACUUGAAAGAUCUUUUCCAGAGGAGGUCUGUUAGUUUAGUUUUAGUGUCUUUCACAGAGUAAAAUGUUUGUGUUUCUGCUGCUGCUGCUUUGUGGAUUCGUUCUUGACCAAUAAAGGGGUUCGUAAGCGAGACGGCUCGUCCACCUCUCAUUUGUCAUUUUGUAUGUAUUUUAAACUCUGUUCUCUGUUCAUCACAUGUUCUGCCUCAACUUAUUUUUACAAUGGAGGCUGCCUUCAUUUGAGAGUAAAGAAAAAUAGAAACUUAAAAUGCAGCACUUCUUCUGUAACCUUUCAGAUGUAGAUUAACUCUGAGUAAAAGUUUUUUUUUACAUCAGUCGGAUGUUUCUAUGCAUCUGAGGAAACUGUUGGUGUGUUGUGUCUGUAAAGUCUGACAUCAGCCUCCAAAUAUCAUUGCAAUAACUGGUCGAUCAUUUGAUUAUAGGCUGACUGUCGCAUCAUUUGCUAAGCAAAGACUUUGUCACCUGUUCUGUUUUCUGUCUUUAAAAAGGACAUUGUUACUUUUGUUUGUUGUCAAGAUGACUGCACGAAUCCAGGGGUGUCUGAUGUUCCAGCUCCCUGUGCUGCUGUAAUUUUGACAAAUCCUAUAUUCAUAUUGUUGAUGUUUGAUAAUGUUCUUUCUGGUUACUUUGUUGGAGUCGAGCGACUUCAGCCAGCAAACUAAAUAAAAGCUUUUUCUGC